This is a messenger RNA of Plectropomus leopardus (leopard coralgrouper), 2537 nucleotides long. It is a transcript of the gene cd3e, whose product is annotated as CD3 epsilon subunit of T-cell receptor complex. The record is from RefSeq and is a predicted model, not a curated record. Gene Ontology annotation, cellular component: external side of plasma membrane; alpha-beta T cell receptor complex. Lineage: Eukaryota; Metazoa; Chordata; Actinopteri; Perciformes; Serranidae. Gene Ontology annotation, biological process: cell surface receptor signaling pathway; positive thymic T cell selection. Gene Ontology annotation, molecular function: transmembrane signaling receptor activity.
GACAAAGAAAGAGAGAAAGAGUCAGCAGGAGAACCAUCGAGUCUACUUCUUUAACAGGCAGCUUGGUGUUUUUAUAUUUGGAAAUCUGAUCAAUAGAGACGAAAACUAUUAAAAAAAAAAAAAAAAAAAGAACUUCCUAAGAAAAUCAACAGUAUGGUUGUUCGGGCCGCACUCGCUGUCCUCGCUGUCCUCCUCCUGUUCAUAGCCAAGGCUGGUGCAGCUGGAGUAGAAUUCUGGAGAGAAAAAUUCACAAUGACCUGUCCAGAGAACGGGACUUGGUUCAGGAAACAAGCAGAUACAAAACAUGUGGGGCCAACGUACACACUUCAAUAUGGUGGCACAACCAAAGGCUUAUACUACUGUGAAUACCCUGACCCUGACUCGGACACUGGUAAAACUAAAUAUUAUUUCUACGUGAAAGGAAAGGUGUGCAAAAGCUGUUUCGAGCUCGACUCGAUUUUGUUUUUGCUGGUCGUCUUCGUGGACGUGUUGGGGACAGCAGCUGUCAUGAUUUUUAUCUUCAGAUGCACCAAGAAGAAAAGCUCAGCUGGACCUUCUCAAUCUUCCACAGCACCCGCUCUUUCGGAAAGGCGAGGUCCAUCUGCCACAUCUACUCAGUCUCCAUAUGAGUCACUGAGCCCUCACACUCGCUCCCAGGAUCCUUACUCAACCGUGAACAGGAUGGGAUAGAGACAGUGCACCUGACUACGCAGAGUCUACAGUUUAAACGCUGCACACACGAAGGCGGACAUUCACCAGAGACAAACAUGAACAUCAUUCAUGCUCCAAGUAGCAUGCAAACACUGGCUUCUGCUCUUUGGGAUUUUAAGGGUUGCUUAACCCAAAUGGCAAAGAAGAAGAAAAAACUCACUUACCCCUGGUAUUACGCAGCCAGGUGGUGUCACUUUUAUUUGUCUAGGUCGCCUGGUACAUUAGAGGCAAAUGGCAUUUAGUUUGUGGUGCCCAAAGUAUCUAAAGAUUUCACUGGAAAAUUAUAUAGAUUAAUAAUUCCUAAAUCGAGGGUGUUUCUGCAGUUAGCGGAGGGUCAGUGGAAAGAUCCUGAAGUUCAGCUAAUUGGAAUUAUGAUUUGAUAACAUAUUAUACUCUAUAUCAACACAUUUGUGUUUAUAAGGCAGAAAACACACAAAAAGGGCCAUAAAUUAGUGUAAUGCUUAUCUACACUGCAUUUAUUGUCAUAAUAAUCUAUCCACUCUACCAACAAUUGAUUUUGAUAUAUGUAUACAUAUAUAUGCAUGUAUGUAUAUACAGUAUAUAUGUGUGUGUUAUUAUAUACACAAUUUUUUUUAAAUCUUGACUGCAAAAGUGGCAAAUAGAGAGUGCAUUAAAAUUAUUUAGCAAAACAUCAUAAAAAAAACAAAACAAAAAGCAAAACAUAAAUGACUACAAUGUCAAGUUUCUAAAUGCAAACUUGACUCCUGAACAAAAGAAUAAAUACACCAAUAGUAAGCAUCCACAAUUGCAGGAUCACUAUGUUUUUCUGCAAAGAAAUUAAACUAUACCAUGAAGUCGUCAUAUCUAUUCCCACUGAAAGGAAGCGGCACGAUUAUUUAAACCAUCAUGCAUGAACCAAAAAGCUUUGGUAGUGUUUCAGUCAUUUCAAAUGUAAUCUCACAAUAGUGCCACAAACAGAUUUCCUUUCGUGCCCAUUGAAUUUGUGUGGAGGCAAAAAUCCCAGAAACAGGCGUCUGGACAAAUAAAAGCAACGCUUUCUGCAUGGCUACAUACCAUUAGAGUUUAAAAGAAUACUAUACUCACAAAAUGAUCAUUUGCAUCAGUUGAUCAAUGCGUGUUACCUUGAAAUCAUAAGGACAAUUUUGCUUUUCUUGCGUGCCCUCAAGGUGAACGGAGAAUCCAAAGAAAUUCGACACUCCUUAUAAAUCGAAGCUGAAAUCCAUGUUUUUGGGAAAUACUGAACAUACAACUGGAUAAAUGAGACUUGGAUUAUACUGCAUGAAUUGUGCUGAGACUUUGUAAAUUGAUACUUUUAUGUAGUUUGCUGUUGUUAAAUAUGGCCCCUGAUGACUUCAAUAGAUGAAUAAUGUUGUUAAUGAAUAAUGUACCUUGGACGUAUGCGAGAAAAACAAUGUUUUCUUUUCAAAUUCAGCGUAAAAUGCAGUGAGUAACUGAUAUUGAGCUGGUCACUUUGCGAAUGAAAUGUUCUUUUAAGUAAGAAAAAAUGGGGGUAUUUAAAAAUACACAGUGUAAAUAUAAUGGUUUUUUUGUACUGUCAUAUUUCGUGGCGGUGGUGUUGUAACAGACUGCAUUUUUUUGUUUUUUUGUCUUUCUGUAAUGUUCUGCUCCCCUGAUGUGUGUAGAAGGGAGAAACACAUCUCAAUAUAUUGUAAAUCCAGUACAACACCACUAAUAAGUAUGUAAUUCAACUAACAUAUUUUCAACAUUGCCACCACAAACGAUGCAUUAUCAGCUUUGUGAAAGCAGAAUUUAUGGCAGAGCUUCUGUAUUGGAUUACAGUAGAUUGUGCAAGCGUACUAAAUAAAGUGGGCACUGAGUGUAAA